AUCCCCACGUGGUUUCGACUCCUUGUAUAAAAACUUUGGGUGUGCGGAGCCCCUGUUGUCGUGAUUGCAAAGGGAGAAAAGGGUCUCAGUGAGCAGCAGCAGCAUCUUGCAGGACGCACGGAGCCUGACCAUCUACAGCCGGACACGGUACCCAGGCGCAUACACAAAAGACGCGGGACUCACCGAGAGUUGUUGUUCUCUUUUGGGGCUGCAGCUGUAGCAGUGGAGUUGUUUGAAUGGGAAAGAGCCGAUUGAACGCUAUUGUGGAAACCGAUUUUUUUUAAUUAUUAUUAUUAUUUAGUUUUAUCCGCGAGGCAACGUUUGUUUUGGUAGCUUACGCGUCUGAGGUGAACGUGGUAUGACAGAAGCGCGUCAACAAUCAAAACUGAGUGCGCCUCGCAGUCACAAAGAUGAGCUUUUAUUUUGUGCAGAGAAAAGACGCAUUGCUGGAUAACAAGCUGAAUGCAUAAUGACUGGAGUUAAUUAGCCUCACAGUUUCACUCUUGUAUGAUUGGGAAUACAAAGAUUUCAUUCUUUGGAUAUCUUGAGGCGUCUCACUUUUUGGAGCACAAAGUGGAUGUUCUCCCGGAAUUUGCAAAUCUGUAAAUUAAAACUAGCUUUAACCUCAGUGUGUGUGUUUAAUAUACCACAUCCACCCUUCUAUUCUCAAAGCAUCUGGACUGUAAUCUCCAAAAAUGAGCAUACACAGUCUGGUUUUGUGUUUAGUUGCGUGCCUUCUCUCCGUGCGCUGCAGCUCGGUGACCGGGACAGAGACUCAGAGCUCGCCCCAGGAGUCGUGCGCGUCAUGCGGCAUCAGAGCACCAGAUCAGUCGGAGCGGAUGAACAUAGACUUCUUGGAGGCGGUGAAGAGACAUAUACUGAGCCGGCUUCAGAUGAGAGACAGACCCAACAUCACCCAUCCCAUCCCGAAAGCUGCGAUGGUGACGGCGCUGCGGAGGCUGCACGCCGUGAAAGUGCGAGAGGACGGCCGGGUGGAGAUCCCCAGCUUUGACGGACAGGCUGCAUUCAACAACGAGGUUCAAGCGGAGACCUCAGAGAUUAUCAGCUUCGCCGAAUCAGAUGAGCACACAUCCUCCAAGUCUGGUCUGUAUUUCCUCGUAUCCAACGAGGGCAACCAGAACCUGUAUGUGUCCCAGGCGAACCUGUGGCUCUACUUCCGUGUGUUGCCAGCUGGUCCUGAGAAGGGCCUCCGAAGGAAGGUGACUGUCAAGAUCCACUACCAGGAGGCUGGGGCUGCCACUGGUACAGAGGGAGGCCCGGGAGGUGGUGGUGGAGGGGGAACAGGUCGAUGGGCCCUGGUGGAGAAGCGGGUGGAUCUGAAACGCAGUGGCUGGCAUACUUUCCCCCUUUCGGAGGCUGUGCGGGCUGUGUUUGGGAAAGGCAGCCGACGGCAGGACCUGGAGGUCCACUGUGAGGGCUGUGAGACAGCCGGCGUGGCUCCGGUUCUGGUGGACCCAGGUGACCAAUCCCACCGACCCUUCCUGGUGGUACGUGCGAGGCCGGUGGACGGAAAGCACCGCAUUCGCAAGCGGGGUCUGGAGUGUGACGGUACUAGUGGGGGCCUUUGCUGCAGACAGCAGUUUUACAUAGACUUCCGCCUUAUCGGCUGGAACAACUGGAUCAUUGCACCUGCUGGUUAUUAUGGCAACUACUGUGAGGGCAGUUGCUCGGCCUUCAUGCCAGGUGUACCGGGCUCGGCUUCAUCCUUCCACACUGCAGUAGUUAACCAGUACCGCAUGAGAGGGAUGAGCCCUGGCUCGGUCAACUCCUGCUGCAUCCCCACCAAGCUCAGUACUAUGUCCAUGCUCUACUUUGACGAUGAAUACAAUAUCGUUAAGAGGGAUGUGCCCAAUAUGAUUGUGGAGGAGUGUGGCUGUGCUUGAGUCCACACUUACCCUUCAUAACAUUUGAACUUGGAACAGUAAGAAAGGCCUUUUGUACAAACAGGACGUUAUUGUACAGUACACAUAUACAAUAUAUCUAUUCCUACUGUACGUGCAAGCAACAUGCGCACUGGUACAAUCUAGCAAACACAAGUAUCAGUGUUGUGUCCAUGUGUGCGUGCGAGUGUGUGUAUUUAUCAGAGUGACAUGCUUGCUGUCCGAGUUUUGUCCGUUUGGCUACGACUCGUCAGCGAUGGGACGAGAAGGGAAUGAUUAUCACCAAAUGAUACUUUGCUCUAGUUUGCCAUUUCUAGUCAAAAAAUAAUGGCUCAUCAUCUCCUCUUGAAUGAAGAUAACAAGCGCUUAAGGAAAGUGACAGGAUCGGCCGAUGACAUUAUUGGCUUCACCCCGACGCUCCCAACCCCGCUCCUCCAACCCUCUUAAGUACUUUAAGCACAUGACAGACUUUUGUUUUUUUAUAAAGCACUGACAAUUCAUCAGCUUAUACAAUUCAGAACACCAGCACUUCCCUACUAUGCCGACAGACACAGUCUGACUGUCCUCUCUGGUGGAAUUAGACCGGCAGCGCUUAAUGCCUUGCAGGAUUAUACCCCUCCGCAGAAAAAGGCAAAAGAAAGUCCUCCGCAGGGCUGCUGCUGCCGCCGCUGUUGUUGUCAUUCUUGCUGUUGACUACGGGCCUCAACCUCAACUUCCUGCCUAAGAGCGCUGCAGGCCCUGCUACCAUGACAACCAGGUGAAGAUAGAUCUUAUAAGUGCACUUCACUUGUGCACUGGGAGCAACAGAGAGAGAACUGCUUUCUCCUGCGCCCCCCCCUCACCGCCCCCGCCCUCCCCCACCCCCCCCUCCAAGGCCCAGUAGAAGUGGGCUCGCGGACGUGGAGACUCUAGUUUUUGCCCAGUGGGUCGCCACAGUGCAGUGCAGCACUUGCAGAAACUGAAAAAUGCACACCCUGAAUAGCACUUGUAUAAAGAAAUGCCUUCCAAGGGGUACUGAGUGUCCUGUCCUAUCGCUAAUUAAGUGCCACAUGAGCUAUGCAAUGUAUAGUAACCUAUACCCAUACUCAACAUGCUCUAUUAGACUGAAUUCUCUUUCCAUCUUUGUCUUUUUCUCUCUCUCCUUCUUUCUCUCUUCAGUCCUCGACUCUUUAUCAAUACUUGAAAUGUAAUCUUUCGCCUCCUUUCCAAAGCGAAUGAUUGUUGUGACGUUUGCACUGAAAAGUUGCGGGAUUAGUGAAACAAAAACUGCCAUUGAAAAGUUAUUUUUAUAGAAGUAAAUUGAAUUUUGUUUCAAAUGUAUUUUACCUAAUUAAUGGAACCAAAGAGGCCAAGAUUUUAGCUAUUGUACUAAGAUGGCAAGGCCAUGGAGUUACUGUGUACAAUAUUGUUUUUGAUCAUUUGCAAUAGGCCUACCACUGUAUCAGGGUACGAGAUAUGAUUUCAUUUCUUAGCUCUAUUUUCAUUCUCUGUUUUGUACAAUAAGCAACACUUCAUUUUUCAUCUUUAAUUCUAUUUUUGUUUCAGUUUUCUAUUUAAUAAGAAAGUUAUUUUUA
This is a messenger RNA of Larimichthys crocea (large yellow croaker), 3475 nucleotides long. RefSeq names its product inhibin subunit beta B (gene inhbb). The transcript is spliced from 2 exons. Lineage: Eukaryota; Metazoa; Chordata; Actinopteri; Sciaenidae. The coding region runs from base 696 to 1904 and encodes 402 amino acids. Gene Ontology annotation, molecular function: growth factor activity; cytokine activity. The record is from RefSeq and is a predicted model, not a curated record. Gene Ontology annotation, cellular component: extracellular region.